This is a messenger RNA of Gasterosteus aculeatus aculeatus (three-spined stickleback), 4588 nucleotides long. It is a transcript of the gene rufy2, whose product is annotated as RUN and FYVE domain containing 2. NCBI's taxonomy places the organism in Eukaryota, Metazoa, Chordata, Actinopteri, Perciformes, Gasterosteidae. Gene Ontology annotation, molecular function: metal ion binding. Gene Ontology annotation, cellular component: cytoplasm. The record is from RefSeq and is a predicted model, not a curated record.
UGUGUGUGUGUGUCUUGUGAGCCUGUUGACACCGCCCCGCCGGAGGGUGCAGCGGGGACCGCCAGCAGCCCAACUGUCGGAUUUUAGUCCGCGGACUAUCAACAAAUCUCCACCGCACCGGGAUGUACGGAAACGAACCGCGUAUCGAGCAGCAGCCGCGCGCGCCGUUGCCGACGUCCGUGAUGUCGCGUUAGACCGUCACAACCGGUUCGCACUACGGGAACCUCACGGCGGUUGAUUGGUGAUUGUAAUCGAGCUUGUCAUUGUUUUGGCCGGCGGUUUAACAGGUAUUUUUUAAUGCUGCGGUUGUCGCAAUGGUCGCCGGUUGGAAUUGUGCAACGAAGCUAGCUCGCUAACGGUUAGCUAACCGUAUGAACCCGGCUGCCUUCGCAGCGACCAGCGGCUGUAUUUAUUCCAGAAGUACGUGAACAUGGCAUCGCCCGCGGAGCACGACCUGGCGCUGUCCGAGGCGGACAGCAGCAAGGACAAAAGUCAGAUGUUUGGGAUUUUGAGGCUGCAGGAGGAGAAAUCUGCGGUUGCUAACAGUAGCUGCACGACGAGAGGAGGAGGAGGAGGAGGUGGUGGAGGUGGAGGAGACGGGCGAUGGCAGGCUCCCAUCUUCGCUUUAGCCAGGAAAGCAUCCGAGACAAUCUCAGGGAGCAUUCACGUCCUGCCCAAAGUGUCGGAGCACCGCGCGUCUCUCUCCAGUGACUGGAGCGUCCCAGCCCUGCGAGACCCCAUGGCUAUGGAGCGAGCCAACCUGCUGAACAUGGCCAAACUGAGCAUUAAAGGGCUGAUAGAGUCGGCUCUGAGCUUUGGACGAACUCUGGACUCGGACUACCCACCUCUGCAGCAGUUCUUUGUCGUCAUGGAGCACUGCCUCAAACAUGGCCUCAAAGUGAAGAAGUCCUUUCUGGGCUUUAACAAGUCUCUCUGGGGUCCCCUGGAGCUGGUGGAGAAACUGUGCCCUGAAGCAGUUGAGAUCUCCGCCUCUGUACGAGACCUGCCCGGACUUAAGACGCCAUUAGGCAGGGCCAGAGCUUGGUUGCGUCUGGCGCUAAUGCAGAAACGGUUGGCUGACUACCUACGACUCCUCAUCACCAGAAAAGAUCUGCUCAGUGAUUUCUAUGAGCAUUCCGCGCUGAUGCUGGAGGAGGAGGGAGCCGUGAUAGUGGGCCUGCUGGUGGGCCUUAACGUCAUCGAUGCUAACCUGUGUGUCAAGGGCGAGGAUUUAGACUCCCAGGUUGGGGUGAUUGACUUCUCCAUGUACUUGAAGAAUGACAUUGAUGAUUACAGGAGUGAGGAGAGGAAUAGCCAGAUAUCGUCAAUCCUGGAUCAGAAGAACUAUGUAGAGGAACUGAACCGACAACUCAACUCCACAGUUGGCGGUCUUCAGGGCAGAGUGGACUCAUUGGAGAAGUCCAACUCUAAGCUCGUAGAGGAGUUAGCCAUAGCCAAGAACAACAUCAUUAAACUGCAGGAAGAGAACCAGCAACUGCGGAGUGAAAACAGCCUUAUUCUGCAGAAGACACAGGAACAUUUAGAGGUAACCCAGGGCGACGCCUCAGUGGAGAGAGACACAUACAAACAGUCGCGUCAAGGAUUAGAUGAGAUGUACAAUGAUGCUCAAAGGCAACUGAAGGAAGAAUGUCAGCACAGACAGGACGUGGAGAAUGAGCUGGUAGUCCAGAUGUCGAUGAAACAGGAAAUGGAGUUGGCCAUGAAACUUCUGGAGAAAGAUAUUCAUGAAAAGCAGGACACACUGAUCGGACUGAGACAUCAGCUGGAUGAAGUCAAAGUCAUUAACGUAGAGAUGUACCAGAAGAUGCAGUCGUCGGAUGAGGAGAUGAAGAAGAAGAACGACGUGAUCACUCGUCUGGAAGAGAAGACCAAUCAGAUUACUGCCACCAUGAAGCAGCUGGAGCAAAGAUUACAGGAGGCAGAGAGGCACCGCACUUCGGCCGAGGAGGGGACCAGGCGCUUCAAGUUGGACUUUGCCAACAAGGCCGACAGCCUGCAGCGGCAAAUCGAGCACAGAGAAAGGCAACUCCAGCAACUGGAGACGGACCUGAAGAUCGAGAGGGAGUGGAGGCAGACGCUACUAAACGAUCUGGAAAGGGAGAGGGAUACGGUGGCUCAGCUCAGCACCGAGGCGCUUCAGAUCAACGGGCUGAAGAAGGAGUUCCAUCGUCUUCACGAUGAAAACGUUCAGCUGAAGACAAUCUGUGAGGAUCAAGAACAAGCUCUUGAGGAACUAGGCUCCAAGCUGAGCGAAUCCAAAAUGAAGAUUGAAGACAUCAAAGAAGCAAACAAAGCUCUUCAGGGGGGGCAGGUGUGGUUAAAGGACAAGGACGCCAGCCACUGCAAGCUGUGUGAGAAGGAGUUCUCCAUCUCUAGACGAAAGCACCACUGUAGGAACUGCGGGGAGAUUUUUUGUAACAGCUGCUCUGACAAUGAGCUCCCUCUGCCCGCCUCACCCAAACCAGUCCGAGUCUGUGACACCUGCCACGCCCUCCUCCUCCAGCGAUGCUCCUCCAAUCCAACGUGAGGGAACCAUCUGACAUCAGACCGAUUGCUCCUCCGGCCGAUCGGUCAGAUCCUCCUCCCACCCUCUCUCAUCAGAACCGCUGCUCGAAACGGGCUGUGUGAAUAAACAUUUAGCGCGUUUGAUUUGAAAAAAAGAACUACUUUACAAUGAUCUAAUGAGCACUGCCUCUUCUAAAUGCAGAUUAUCAACCAAAUUUAAGUCUUUUGAAGGACUGCAUCAUCAUCGUUGUCGUCGUCAUUGUUAUAAUGUAUGUAUCACACGUCAAACCGAUAACAGUAAAUGUACAGCCAAACAGAUGGCAUCAUAUAUUUGAUCAUGGCUUUGUUACAGGAUGUCUUCAGGUGGAGGGAAACGAACACAAACAUAAAGGCACAGGCACCAAAAAAAAAUCUAAAUACUAGAUACGCAACGUUACUCCAAGGAACUUUCAUUUCUGGCAACCCCUGUGGAGAAUGUGGUGGUGUUUCCCUUUACAAAGUCGCUGUGGAGCCGGCAGCACGGCCUGGGUCUCCGGCAGCGGGGGGGGGGGGGGGGGGCGGUGUUUCUCCCCUGCAGAGUCUGUGGGGGAGCAGCAAAGCCAAGCGCCUCACAGUAAGACGAGAGGCUGCUUUUUGGAAACAUGAACUGGAUGCGUUUCAGUCAAAUCAGGCCUGAGAAGAUCAGGGCUGGUUAAGCUUGUUUUUUGUCCCCGUUUUAAUUGCGGCCGUUUCAGGAGCGACAUGGAGAUAUAUUUUGUGACAGAGAGACUUGAAAUGAAUUCAAGGAAAAGCUCUCACCUCCAAGAAGAUUUUGCUGACACGAUAGAUUUUGGGGUUGUGGGUAGUAAAGGAACUUUGGAGGUUUUCUUACCAAUGUCUGUGCCGUUUGUGCCUGUGUGUAAAAGCCCAUAAUUCUUUCCCUUGCUUGCGCUUCUCAUGUUGCCAAAAUGAGCCUGAAAUGCGAGGCUUUCUGUUGAGGGAAUCUGAAAAUAGUUAGCAACUCUAAAUAAUAUAUAGAUAUCUAUAUAUUGUUAUUAUAUCUAUAAAAUAAAUAAUAAAUUAGCAACUCUAGCCCAGCAAAGCCAUCUCCAGAAAAGGCACAUUUCACUGUUUUCAAACACUAACGCAUUGGAAGCUGCUUUUAGGACCAAGAAGGGCAACAAAUGCCGUCGUCGCUGGUCACAGAUGGAGAUGGGACUUCUUAAAUGUUUUUUUUAGUCGAUAAAACAAUAACGGUUUGCUCACAACACGACCACUUCACUAACUACUCGGUGGUUAAGGACAGACGGGAGUGUUGCACUCCUCCACAAUGGCCGGCUGGUUUCAGCACUUGGCAAUCUUAUAUAUUACCUCUUAUAUAGAUUUAUUUGAAAGUAUUUAUAUUGGAUUUUGUAUUUCAUGCACAUUUUUACUUUCAGAAGUCCAGGGAACUUGUCUUCAUGCUUUCCUUGUUCACCUGAAGUAAGUUGAGCAGAUGGGGAACCGCAAUUUACUGCUGCUCUAUUAGUGAGACGAAGGGUUUGAAACUCUAAGCCAAUUGUGUUCCUCUAUGUUUAUUGUGUUAAACUAAUGCUGAUGACUGUACAGUCUUCAGUGACGGGUUCAUUUUAUGAUUUCCAUAAGCGCUAUGAUACGAGUUCCAUUGCACAUUCUGGUUUUUAUACUUGUAAAAUGUUUACAUCCUAUGACUUUUCAAGUACCGGAAGUAUUCAUUCCUAUGAAAAGAUAAAACAAGCCUGCGUUUAUUUCGAUCCAAUUUAACGUGUUUUUUAUUGUAAAAAUAUUUAAAAACUGACCAUUGUAUUAUAUCACCACUAAGUAAUACAGGCAAAUUGCACCCAGGCCUAAAACCUUUUUGUACGGUGUCGUUCUUACGAAGUCUGACAGCUUUCAAUGGGACUUAAACUGUUGACACCACUGUAUGUUGUAUUUACACAAUUGUUGAUAAUCACAGUGACUCUUUAGUUAACUGAAUCCCACCAGUUUAAUAUUAUCAACUCAUGCCAACAAUAUGCUGUUUUUCCUGUGUAGCAGUUUCUGAUUAAAUCACAUCACAAACAUG